Molecule: messenger RNA, 1712 nt
Organism: Thlaspi arvense
Lineage: Eukaryota; Viridiplantae; Streptophyta; Magnoliopsida; Brassicales; Brassicaceae
Source: the annotation of a GenBank genome assembly
CCCUAUUAAACACUUUUCUCUCUCUCUGUUUAGCUCUUUCUAGCUCUUUCUCCAGCAAACAGUUUCAAAGAACAAAGAGAAAGAAAAUAACUUUUUUCUUUCUUUCUUCUUGGGUAUAUUUACACCACAAGCCAAACAAAAAAGACUUUUGGUUGUGGUUGUCUUUGCUUAUUAAGCCAGACUCUCUGAUAACAAAAGAAGUGGGGGAAAAAAAAACUAUCCUAAAAGCAACCAACACAUUUCUCUCUUUUUUUUUUCCUUCAUCUCUUUCUCUCUCUUUGUUCCAUGGACUUGCAACUGAAACAAUGGAGAAGUCAGCAGCAGAAUGAGUCAGAAGAACAUGGUUCUGCAACUAAGAUAUCCAACUUUUUCUUUGAUCAGAUUCAAUCCCAAACUGCAACUUCUGCUGCUGCUCUUCCUCUCUUUGUCCCUGAACCCACCUCUUCCUCCUCUUUCUCAUGCUUCUCUCCUGAUUCUUCCUCUUCCUCUUCCAGGUUUCUCAAGAUGGGGAACUUCUUUAGCUUGGCACAGUGGCAAGAACUUGAGCUACAAGCACUGAUCUACAGAUACAUGUUGGCUGGUGCUUCUGUUCCUCAAGAGCUUCUCUUACCCAUCAAGAAAAGUCUCUUCCAUCAAUCCCCUUUGCACUUCCUUCACCAUCCUCUUCAACAUAACUUCCCUCAUCACCAGCCUUCUUGGUAUUGGGGAAGAGGAGCAAUGGAUCCUGAGCCAGGGAGGUGCAAGAGAACAGACGGGAAGAAAUGGAGAUGUUCGAGGGAUGUUGUAGGCGGUCACAAGUAUUGCGACCGCCACAUCCACCGUGGUCGAAACCGUUCAAGAAAGCCUGUGGAAACCGCCACAACCGCCAACGCAACCGCAGCCACAACAGCCGCAUCUUCUUUUGUCUUAGGCGAGGAGCUUGGUCACAGACCGAACAACCUCUUCUUCUCAUCUGGCUCUUCGCAUUCUUCAACUCAACAUCUUCACCUUAAUAGUCAUCAAAGUUGUUCUUCAGAGAUGAAACAAGAAAGCAACAGCAGCAACAAGAGGCCAUAUGAAGCUCACAGUGGAUUCAGCAAUGGAAGAUCAGACGACGGUCACAUCCUGAGGCAUUUCUUUGACGACUGGCCACGAUCAUCGGACUCUACAUCAAGUCCAAUGACCUCAUCGACUUGUCACCUCUCCAUCUCCAUGCCCGGUAACGCUUCCUCGGAUGUUUCUCUAAAGCUUUCCACAGGAAACGAAGGAGAAGAAGAAGAAAACAUGAGAAACAACAACGAGAGGGAGCAGCAACAGAACAUGAACUGGUGGAGCAGUGGAGGCAACAACCACCACAAUAUGGGUGGACCAUUGGCUGAAGCCUUGAGGUCAGCUUCUUCGACUUCCAGUGUUCUUCAUCAGAUGGGAAUCUCAACUCAAGUCUUCCAUUGAAGAAAAAGUGUUUAAGAAACCAAGUCAAGUCCUCUCUCUCUCUCUCUCUCUCUCUCUCUAUUAGCUUCCUUUGAGUCUGCACUUUCUGCAGAUGUUUUUUUUCUCUGAGUUGUUUUUGUUCCGGUGAUGUUGUUAGGCCAAAAUGCCCUGUUUCUGGAAAUGUUUCCUUUUUCGUCCUUCUGCAGAAAUAAUUUAUGUGUAAAAGUUUGAGACUUUGUAUUUUAGCAAUGAAACUCUGUUUUGCAAGCAAACUAAUAUGAUCGAUCCUCUUUCAAGUUAAC